CCUAUCGGAGAGCACCGGUUUGUUACGGCCUCCAAAUUACUCGUUUUAAAUCACUUUAAAGGGGGAGUAUUUACCCACAUGUGCACAUGUUUUACAAUUAAUAAUUUCUGCAUCUAUAGACACCUGAUAAGGUGAGAUAUUGCGAGAGAUAUAUGUUAUUUGUGUCGCUGAAGUUUCAUAGGAUCAUCACCUCUAUUCUUUGUCUAAAGUGCUAAUGGAUAGAGGUUUUACACAAAGAAGAUAAAAGAAACCAAAAGUCGGUCAUGAAGACCAGCCUUGUAAAAAGUGGGCAUAUCUAACCAUAUUGCCAGAAGAAUAGUUGAAAUCAGUGCUGAAACUUCAUCCGAGAAAAACAUUUAGGUGAUACAAGUCAGGCUAUAAGGUUGUCAGCCUUUGUAGCAGAACUUGGAUCCAAAAGUUGGUGGAGUUUAACCUCUACUUAUGCAUCACAUGGACAAAAAGAAAACACUGCAGCCAGUGAAGAGACCAAGACUUGAAGCACCAAACAUGUCUGUGUCCAUUCGUGGACCAAUCCCAAAUGGACCUAUGCAUCCACGUCCAUUGAUAGCACUACUUGAUGGAAGGGACUGCUCUAUUGAAAUGCCCAUUCUGAAAGAUGUGGCAACAGUGGCUUUCUGUGAUGCUCAGUCUACACAAGAAAUACAUGAAAAAGUAUUAAAUGAAGCUGUGGGAGCUUUAAUGUGGCAUACCAUAACCCUUGCAAAAGAAGAUUUAGAGAAGUUUAAGAAUCUGCGAGUUAUUGUUCGUAUUGGAAGUGGAUACGACAACGUGGAUGUCAAAGCUGCUGGAGAACUUGGUAUUGCUGUGUGUAAUGUACCUGGAUAUGGUGUAGAGGAAGUUGCUGAUUCAACAAUAUGCUUGAUUUUAAAUUUAUAUAGACGGACAUAUUGGUUAGCAAAUAUGGUACGAGAAGGUAAAAAAGUUAAUGGACCAGAACAAUUACGGGAAGCAGCACAAGGAUCUGCCAGAAUUCGAGGGGAUACGCUCGGAAUUGUUGGGUUAGGUCGUGUAGGAUCUGCAGUGGCUCUAAGAGCAAAGGCUUUUGGCUUUAAUGUUAUUUUUUAUGACCCAUAUCUCCAGGAUGGUGUUGAAAAAUCAUUAGGUAUCACAAGAGUGUACACUCUUCAGGACUUAUUAUUUCAAAGUGACUGUGUUAGUUUGCAUUGUAAUCUUAAUGAACACAACCACCAUUUAAUAAAUGACUUCACAAUUAAACAGAUGAGACCAGGUGCAUUUCUGAUAAACACAGCACGAGGUGGUCUUGUUGAUGAACAUGCUUUAGCUGCAGCAUUGAAAGAUUCAAGGAUUCGGGCAGCUGCUUUAGACGUCCAUGAAAGUGAGCCAUUCAGUUUAUCAAAUAGUCCACUCAAGGAUUGUCCAAAUCUCAUAUGUACACCUCAUUCAGCAUUCUACAGUGAACAAAGUGUCACCGAGUUACGGGAAAUGGCAGCAGGGGAGAUAAGAAGGGCAGUAGUAGGUCGCAUUCCAGACAGUCUACGCAACUGUGUUAACAAAGAAUACUUUACCUCAAAUUCUGUGAGACCACCUUAUGGUUUUGUUGGCUAUCCGGAAGGAAUGAAUGGGGCCGGUUACCCAUUCCCCAACCCUGCAGCAGCUGCCGCGGCUGCUGCAGCUUCUGGCAUGGGAGUAGCCACAGCUUUGGAUGCCCAUCAGUCAGUUCCUCACAGCGCUCCUCAUUCACAACAGCCACAUAGUACAUUAUCAGAAUCAGCAGCGCUUCAUCUUGGCAAAGAGAGUACCGAUGUUCAUUAAGACUUUUGACAGUGAGUGAGGAAAAAAAACUGUGGCAUUCCAACAUUGUUACUGGCUUGCUGAAUCUCUGUACUUAAUAUCAGCAUUAUGAUUGAUAAUAAUCAUGAUGCAUACUCGUGGGGAGUACAAAAUCCACGACAUAAAAAUGUUUUCUGUCCACAACUGUUAAUCAUGUAUAUGUGUUAUAAAUGAGGUAUGAAUGUUGAUGCAUUGUUAGAAUCGGGCAGUGCUCAUUGUGUAUAUUCAUGUGAUCAUUUCAUCAUGUAUGUAAUCAGAUUGAUUCAUUGCAUAACAUCAUCAUUCAAAAUAAGCUUUAUCAACAUCUUUUCUUCAGUAUCAUAAAACUGUUCGAGACCAUGAAUUUAAUUGAUUUUUUGAUCGAAUGAUAUAUUCAAUGAGUAUUUUUGUGAUAUGUUGUGAGAACAAAAAGAACAUGCAGCAUGAUUUAUUUUUGUAGAGAUAAUCAAAUGUAUCAAGAAGUAUGCAGAUCUAGAUAUUUAAUGUCUAUAUGUAAUAUACAGGAAAGGUUUCCUCAUCCUAAAAGCAACCAUAUUUUAAAAAUGAGUUUUUCAUAGAUUGGGGGAAGAUUUUCAAAAAAAAAAAAAAAAAAAAUUUGAACUGCAUCAAUAUGUAAAAUGAUUUUGGCUUUCCUGUAUAAAUAAGAGGCAAAGACAAUUUUCAGGUUGUUGCUAGAUUGAGGAUACUUGACCUGUAAAGUCAAUAGUGCUUAUUAUAGGCUAGAGCUAUUACAUGAAUACAGUUUUAUGUAAGAUUUUGUGUUGGGAACAGAAACUUUUAAAUGUUUGUUCUUGAAUUAAGGGACCAUAUUAUCAACACGGAACAGUUGUCAGAUAUAAGGGAUCUGUAUUGUAGAUGAAUAUAGGGUAAGGGGUGAAACUAUUUCUGAGAUUUUUCCAUUCUUUUAUUUUAUUAUAAUGGCCUAUUUAUUGUUCAUACAGAAGUACUUUUGAAAAAUUUGGUCAUACGUUUGAGCAAACUAAGAUAACACAGUGUAUAAAUGUCUCAGAGUAAAAUGCCAAAAUUUCAAUUAAAACUUUCUGUUGAUAACCAGAGUUUUCUUGCCCCCAAAAAGGAUGGAAGCAUACAAAAAUAAAAUUUCUUUAUUAGGAUUUUUUAUAGUUGUUUUCUUGCAGAAAUACUAGAUACCUCUGUAUUGAACUGCUCUUUUUUAAAUUUUUUUUUUAUAGAAUUAGAAGUUACCUUUUUUCCAUCAACAAGAAUAGGUUAACAAAUCACAAUACACAAGUCUACUUAGUUGUCAAGUUGUUUAUGUAAUACAAACAUGUAUUCCUGUACUAUGCAGUAAUUCAGGAUAGUAUAUUUGUCUCUGCUAUAUACAUAUGUUGUCUGCUAAGGUUCUUUUUUAAAUUUCUUUGAUUAACUGUUUUUAGGAAGGGUUGGAAUAUGCAAUUAAAAGUUGAUAAGCUUUAAAGAGGAAAAAGUUUUUUCAGCCGUACACAGAAAAACCUAUUUAACUUAAUGCUUCUUGUGAUGUGACCAAUUGAUUAUACUUGUUGUUCAUAUGAUUAAUUAACAUGUACUUUGAUGGAAUUUUAUAAGCAUAUUGGAAUUUUUAGAAAUCUCUAAAAUUUCUUUAUUCUUGGAAAGUCAGUUUUCUUUAUGUUUUACCAAAUUAUACCAUUACAGUAACUAAGAUCAGUGUAUUCCCUUGACUCAGUUUGUUUUAAACAGAAUUGUAGCAAACUUUGCAAUGUAACCAGAAAGACGACUGAGAGGGAAAAUAUUGCCUAUUCCACAUGAAUCCUUUUUAAAAGUUUCUUAGUACAUGCAAUAUUUAAAAAAAAAGGUAUCAUUUGUUUCAAGAUCUUUAUACUUGAUAUAUGCCACAGAAUAUGCUAUUAAAUGAAUUAAGACUGUUUAGAUAGGAACUAUUUUUGGUCUAUUUAAAGUUUGUUUUUUGUAUAUUUUUCAAUCAGUGUUAUAGAUGUAUAUUUUAUAUUCUUGGAAAAUUUUGGUCGGUCAGUCAUGUUUAAGAGUAAUGGUCAGUUUUUACUAUUUUGAAAAGAGCAAAGCUGUUUUUUUAUUUAACUUGUAUGAAAAAUAUAAAAAAAAACUUCAAGUUAAAGGUUGUUUUAAAUUUUUUAUCACUUAUAAAUUAGUAUUGAAUAGUGCUAUAAAUUUCUUGAUUUACACAGAUGUCUUGGAAGAAUAAGUUGGCAAUUCCUGUAAACGUAUUUGAGAUGGAUUUUUAAUCAGAAAGUCCCUCACAAUCUAUAAAAAAAAUGUGAACAUUUUUGAAACUCAUAUUGGAACUUACAAAAAUAUUAAAUCCAAUUUAGUGCUCAGAACAUUUUUGCAACAUCUGAUUAUUUUUAACUCUUUUUCUUUGUUAAUGGUUAAAUGUUAUAAAGGUUCUAAAGUGUUCUGAUAAUAUGCAUAAGAACACUGGUCAAGACUUGAACUGUAUUUUGAAAGAAAAAAAAAUAUUCUCUUAAAUAUAGAAAUGUCACAAUGUUUUGUUUGUCUAAUAUCUUUUUUUUCUUUUUAUGCACUAGAUGAUCAUUUCAUUUCAGUAAAUCAACUUUCAUCAUCAAGCCAAAAUUGGGAUAUUUUUCUGUGGAAAAUUACAUGUACAUUAUAUAUAUAGUGCUUGGUCAGUUUGAUGACAACAUUUAGAAUGUUGUCACAUUAAUACACUAUCUACAUGCAUAGUCUCCAGAGCUUUCAUUUAUGAUUUAAGGUUUUUACACUAUCAGUAUCAGCCUGCUGAAUGCUUCAGUUCUAUUUUAUAUAACAUUUUUCUAUCAGUGGUUGGGUAUCUGCUUUUCAAGUUUUUUUUAUGACUACAAAAAAUGUUAGUGUGACUAAAUUAAAUAAUAUGACUAUAAAAAAUUAAAUAAUAUGACUAUAAAAAUAAAAGCCUUUUGGUUAACAGUAGAGAAUUGAGUUUAAUUUGCAGUAUUACAAAUAACUUCACAGUUCAGAUCCACAUAAGUAUCUCAGAUGAAAGAAAAAUGUCUAAAUUUCUAAGACAAUACCUUUUUUAAUUGUGAAUUAGACAAAAUCUCAUUUGAUAUGCAUUUUAAUUUAAUUUUUUUUUAUUACACAAUAUUACAGUGUAUUAAACUGAAUGUUUCUGACCUUUCUCAUAUCUCAAUUAUGAACUGUUUUUCAAGUAUUAUUUUUUUAAGUAUUCAAAUAUUGAUAGCUGUCAUACUUUAUUUUUUUUACUUAUAAUAAUAUGAGGUUAGUUUUCAAAAUUAGAAACCACCAACCAGCAAAUAUAAAAAAUGUUUUGAAUUGUCUGUCAUUUAGUUUAUUGAUAUAUCCAAACUGACCAAGUUAAUAUUGCUUUUGUUUUGAUGUUGUAAUUCACUGUAGAUAUUUGUACAUUAUUGAUCUUCCACAGAAUUUUACCAAUUAAAACUUUUGCAGAACAUGUG
This is a messenger RNA of Mytilus californianus (California mussel), 5219 nucleotides long. RefSeq names its product C-terminal-binding protein-like. The coding region runs from base 442 to 1794 and encodes 450 amino acids. The transcript has 11 exons. Gene Ontology annotation, molecular function: NAD binding; transcription corepressor activity; oxidoreductase activity, acting on the CH-OH group of donors, NAD or NADP as acceptor. The record is from RefSeq and is a predicted model, not a curated record. Lineage: Eukaryota; Metazoa; Mollusca; Bivalvia; Mytilida; Mytilidae.